CUAAAAAGCUACUGUUGGUUGCAACAACACUGUUGGUGGUCAUAAGAUGUCAUUCUGACUGGUUAAUGUGCAUAUGGGUCACCGUCCUGACACAGGACAGAGCAGAUCUGCAUGUUGAAGCAGAAAAACCUAUGCAACACAGUUUAAUUUGAACUUUAUAUUUAUAUUUUACAGAAAUGCAUGUAAAUACCAUUGGCAAAAUGAAAAUCAUGUCACCCGCCACUGAGUCUUUCAGAUGACAUCAUACACAUUCCAAGGUAUUAGAUAUCAAAUGCACACAGAUGGGUGAAUGUAAUCAUCCUCUUAAUUAGUACCAACAAAUAAGCAGCAGUAAGCACUAAUGGGAACUUGUUCCACAUGAAAGAGUUGUGUUUAUGUUAAUGCAUUUGCCCCCCAACACACACACACACAGACACACACACAGUCAAUGUCCAAACCAAGUCUAUAAGAGGGGAGCAAAUAAGCUCCCUGUUUUCACCGUGGUACAGUCCUGCAUUGACCUGAAAUCUCUACAACAGGCACCCCGAUCAAGUUAAUGUGUUUCCCAGUGUUGGGCAGUAGCGGCACUACAUGUAGCGCGUUACAAGUUUAAUUACAUUUUUUGCCAUGUUGCUGUAGCUGAGCUUGCUACAUUUCUCUGGGAGGCAGCUUCAGCGUAGUGAAGCUUCAUUUAAUGUAACUUAGCUCACUUUCUAAGCAGCUUGCCCAACACUGGUGUUUUCUACUCAUCAAGCUGAAGGAGAGAAGGAAAAAGGUGUUUGGGAGAUGUAUAUUAAAUAGAAAAAAAAACACUGGAGAAGGUAGAACAAGUGUUCAGAUGCUCUAGAAGUAAAGUGCUCUGAAAUCCAUUGCAAUCACUCUCCUGACUCUGGGGAGGGUGGGUGGUGGGGGGGUGGUACGACAUCAAGACAGCACUGUGUGGUCUCUGUAGAGGGAGAAGAAAUCCAAAUGGCAGCUGACACAUUUAAAGUAAUCCAAGAAAACGACAUAGAUACAUGCCAUGCUAGUAAUGCACAUUUACUGUAUACCUACACUGAAAAUGAACUAUGCUGCAUUGAUCAACAAUACAAAUGCUGCUGACUGAAGGUGGUUAAGAUCUGAUCUGAGUGUAACUUGAGUGUGUAGAGCUGCAGCAAACAUCCACUCUGCCACCUGAGAGUCGAAACAAAAUCCAAAAAAUAUUGUUGAGUUUUUUGGUAUACCUUCAAAAUUUCAUAUUCAUUUGAUGCUCAAAUUUCCUAGAAACAACAAAGAUGAACCAUCCACUGCAGGUAAAGACUAUACUUAUUUUUUUUUUUAUUUGGCUGUUCCACAGUCCAGACUCAAAACUUAAGGUGACUGUGCUUUCUCUAUUAGGGACCUGUACUUUGGAAACGUGCCUGAGGAAAUUAGGCAAAUCAGUUACAUAUUUUAAAUCCCUUCUAAAAACACACUUCUGUGAACUUGUAUGUAUAGUUUUUGAUCUGUUCUUAAUAUUAUCUCUGUUGGUGUAUUUUUAGCUGUAUCUGUUUACCUCAUAUAUUACCUUUAUUUUUAUUCCCUAUUGCUGUUUUGGGUUUUACUGUAUGUAAAGCACUUUGUAAACAUUGCUUUUAGGAAAGUGCUAUACAACUAAAGUUAUUAUUAUUAUUAUUAAAUGUUCCAAUUUUUUUUCAGCUACAGUAAAUGAAAAUAUAUCCACACUGACUCUCAGAGAUGCGCAUGUGAAAUCACUACGCAACCCCUCAGGUUUUAUUAAUGCUCAGUGUCGUUUUUUUUCCUCUGGCACACUUGUGAAGUGUCAUGUUCAAAUCACACAGAUCUCCUGCUGUCUGUACGCUGUGGAGAUGUUUCACUGUGGGCUUAUGGAGCUGGAGCUGAAAAAUAAAUCAAUCAACAAAAACGGAGCUUUCUUCUUGUGUACUCCUUAUUAUAGUAGCUAUACUCAUCAAGUCCAUUUCUGAUGUUCUUUAGCCUGGUAAAGACAGUCUGUGUCCUAGCUGUCCUCUCUGCUGCUGACAGGACAGCUGCUGCUGAGAACAGAGGGAGGAGGCACCAUGGAUUAAACACAUUGGACGUGGCGUUGAUGUAUUGCUUCUGGUGAGGAUGUGAGUGGUUUUCUGCCUGUAUUGAAAAUGUAAUAAAUGUAACUGUAGGUAAAGGACCUCAGGACGUGUUUGACCCCGGUAAAUAAUAGCUAGAUAGUUGAGAAAUAAUUAGCUUCAUUUAGCCCCAUCAGAAAGUUCACAUACACAGUGAAGAUCUUAGUUCUGAAUGUUCUCAAUCAUCAAGUACAGAGUAUAAAUUUUUGGAAUAAUAAUUCCAUACAUUUCUACAUUUACUGAGUUUAUUCAGAUAUGGAUUUUUUUUUUUUUAGAAGUGCCGAUGCACCAGGUUUCAACUGGGGUUUCCUAAGAUAAAUCAGCUUUUAUAUUUCACUUUGUUCUGCUUUGGAUUUUGUGUAUUUGUAGUUUGGGCCUUCCGAGACCACCGAUCUAUUGUUUAAAUCAGUUUUAUAUCAUAUAUACAUAUAUGCCAAGUUUACAUUCAAAGUUGGUCUCAUUAGUUUUUCUUUGAAGUUGGUUAUUGACACACAAUGAUGUUCUGACAUCAUAUUCACAUUCUAGAACUCUUAUUGUCUAAUGUCACGGAAUUUGCUCUUGACCAGAUUCAGUUUAUCAGACCUGCAGGACAGAAGCAGUUUAGUCAAAUCUGACUUUGAUAAAAGUUACAAAGAUGUUUCUUCUGUGUUGCUGUUGUGGAAAGAAAUCAACAAGUGUUACAGAUGUGGUGGCAGACCAGAGCAGACAGACACGCACUUCUCAGAGGAGUGUUGCCGUCCCAGACGCUUCUGCUGCCACCGGCAACAAGGAUGAAAGGAGCCAGUGGAGGUUUCCACUCUUCGGUCGCCCCUUUAUAAAAGAAAUUCAUCCUGAAAAGGAAAAGCAAAAUGUCGCCACCUCAGACGACAAAACCACCGGGUCAAAGCAAAAGGCUAAGAAGCCUCGGUGGUGGCAUCGGUGCAAGAAGAGACGUCAGGUCGCACCAGCUGUUGAAGAACAGAGCCUGAAGGAACGGUGCCACUCCACCCCUCACCAGGACGAGGUGGUGGAGUUUAAAGGCCUCACUAAGGAGGAGGAAAGACUGUUGGAGGAAGACAAGAAGGUUCCUCCAACUGUGCCCAAAAAGGAGGAAGAAGAUGCUGUCUCCACCACUAACAUCGUCAGACAUCAGCAGGGCAAGUGUCAUGGGCUCCCCAACCCAGCACAGAUCUGCUACAUGAACUCCUGUCUGCAGAGCCUCCUGACACUGGAGGACUUUGUUAGAGCCAUCAGCGGUCAGGAGCAGGUUUGGAGUUUGAUCCCUGAGGCUACACUGAUGAGAUCAUUUAUGGACAUCAAAGGGUCUCACCUCUCCAGCGAUGCCCGUCAUAAAAUCAACCUCCUCGAUGCAUUCAAGAAGGCGGUCUCUGUGUGGGCUCCAGAGUUUCAGGAUCUCCACCAGAAAGAUGCUCAUGAGUUCCUCACCUCUGUGCUGGAGCAGAUGAGGUGUUUGGGCCCGAGGCUGCAGGGGAUGGCAGCCAGCAUGGGCAGAGUCUACAGCUGUCCGGUGGAGGAUCACCUGGUGUUUAAGAUGCAGAACACCAGGACAUGCAAGAGGUGCAGUGCAGGAUCCACCAGAGAGGAGGAGUUUACAAACCUGUCCCUGGACCUGGUGCCUGGUGGAACAGUGGAACAGAUGCUCCAGGAUUACCUGAUGGAGACACAGUUGGAGUACAAGUGUGUGUGCGGUGCCACCACGUCAGGCCAGCGCUCGUCCUUUGUGACCCUGCCAAGAGUGCUUGUCUUGCACCUGAAGCGCUUCAGAUUUUCUCCAUCUUUCCAGCUGGAAAAGGUCUGUGACCCUGUCGUCCUCUUCAGAGAGCUGGUGGUGUCCUCCAACCAGGGUGGUGGCUGCUACAGUCUGGUCAGCACCAUCAGUCACAUCGGCCUCACAGCAAGAAGUGGACAUUACAUCAGUGACGGGACGGAUCUGGAUGUGGGAAUGGAGGACCCGACUGACCGCUGGUUCACCUACAAUGAUGCAGAGGUCACUGAAACGAGCGGCGACUCUGUGUGUGAUCAGCGGCAAAAAAACGCCUACAUCCUGUUUUACAAAAGACACGUAAGAGUACAACACUGUCACAUCUGCACUGAAGUGACACACAUCAACGAAAUGAUGUGGCAGAGACAGAGACACAAACACUGAUGGUCUUUAAAUUUCCUCAAAUAGCAAUUCAGACUGUUUACAGUUGAGAGCUGUGACACUGUUUUUAUUGUAUUGUAAGUGUUUUCAGGACGGUGGGACGCUCCUUUAGGACUUUGGAAUGAAACCCAUCGGCGGGAGCAGGGACCUGAACUCCCUAACAUGAUGGAGUCCAGAGGUCCAACCAGGGGGCGUGAAAAGGUAAGUGUCGUCUCCCUCUGUGUAGUCUCAGUGUAAGGUGAGGCUGAACAUGGAGGUUUGAGAUGGCCAGCACAUCCAGAGGAGGAUGGAUGAAGACCACAUUCAGUGGAUGAUGGACGGUGAGCAUGUCCCGUGGCCAGGAGCAGCAGCAGGUCCCCCAGCCCUCAGGAGGAUGGACCCCCCAGAGAGCCUGGUUCCUCUCAGAGGGAACUUUUCCUUGCCACAGUCGACAAAAAGUCUAAGCUCACAUGUGUGCACUGACAGGACAAUAGAAAUUCUACCUGGAACUGAAAUCCAGCUAGAAUUUCUAUUGUCAUGCUGAACAGAUGGUCUGGUCUGUUCUGGACCGGCAUACAGCUCGCUGACUGGGGAAGACGAUGAAGUGAAAGUAAAUGAAUACUUUACUUUAAGUUUACUUUAGUUUCUAUUUAACUAAAAGUAAAGAAUUUAUUUAAAAUGCAAGAUUGUUUGUGUUUUGUUCAGUAUGGGUAUAGUUGUAUCAAUAGGAAUUGUUAUAGUACCUGCACACUGCAGUGUAAUGGGUGUACGAGGUAAGUUUGCACUGGUAAAUGAUAUAUUUAUUGGUUAAAAAUGAAAUGGAUAAAAUUAAAAGGCGAACAAAUA
This is a messenger RNA of Siniperca chuatsi (mandarin fish), 5049 nucleotides long. Its product is annotated as ubiquitin carboxyl-terminal hydrolase 37-like. Gene Ontology annotation, molecular function: cysteine-type endopeptidase activity; cysteine-type deubiquitinase activity. Gene Ontology annotation, biological process: G1/S transition of mitotic cell cycle; protein deubiquitination. The coding region runs from base 2716 to 4227 and encodes 503 amino acids. The record is from RefSeq and is a predicted model, not a curated record. The transcript is spliced from 14 exons. Gene Ontology annotation, cellular component: cytosol; nucleus. Lineage: Eukaryota; Metazoa; Chordata; Actinopteri; Centrarchiformes; Sinipercidae.